GUCCAAUCAGAGAGUAUCUGUCAAUGUGAGCGUGCAGCACUGAUCUCCGUCCCCCGUGAGCAGAUUUUCCCCCCCCAGAAGAAUAUCUUUGUGACUAUGAGAGAUGGGGAAGUAGCCCUGCAUGUUUCGCAUGAUCUGCCCCCUCUCUGUCCAUACGCUGGGAUUUUCCAGAAUAGCCCGGGCCCUGCGUCCCCGAGUCGGGAGGUACGGCGGCCCCUGUGCUGACCUUACUGUCUACUCUGGGUUAUCUAGCAGACGGGGGGGCCGACGCACGCUGGGAUUUGUCAUGUCCGGUAAUGACGACCGCGUUGGGUCUGAGGCUCACAGACCUACCAGUGAUGGAGGUUGUAUAAGCAAUCCGGACGCGAUCUGCUUGAAUUCCUCCUAUACCAUGGAGAAGUCAGACGAACGGACAGAAGUUGUCCUGUUGGCUACCGGCUCAUUUAACCCGAUCACUGUAAUGCACCUGAGGCUGUUUGAACUGGCGAGGGACCAUCUGCAUUCCACAGGAAACUAUAAGGUAGUAAAAGGUAUUAUAUCUCCUGUGAGCGACGGAUACAAAAAGAAAGGCCUAGUCGAGGGGCCACACCGGCUGUCAAUGGCCCAACAGGCGACUCAGACAUCAGAUUGGAUAAAAGUGGACCCGUGGGAGUGUUUGAAAAAGGACUGGACUGAGACUGUAGCAGUUUUAAGGCAUCACCAGCAGCAGCUUAGGGAUAUGACUAAUGAAGGGAACCAGGAUAAGAAAUCUGGGUACAAGAAGGGUAACAAGAGGAAAAGGGAAAACUGCCAAGACCAUAACUGUUCAGAGAGCAGAGCUGUCCCUCAGGUGAAGCUGCUGUGUGGGGCGGACAUGUUGGAAUCGCUUGGAACCCCCAACCUGUGGAAGCCUGAACACAUAGUAGAGAUCGUGUCCUCUUUUGGUCUGGUCUGUAUCACCAGGAUAGGGAGUGACGCACAGAAGUUCAUCUACGAGUCGGACGUCCUCUGGAAAUACAGGCACAAUAUUCACUUGGUGGAAGAGUGGAUCACCAACGACAUCUCUUCCACCAAAGUCCGGCGGGCCUUGCGGCGAGGGAUGAGUGUCCGGUAUCUUUUGCCUGACCUAGUACUGGACUAUAUCAAAAACCACGACUUGUAUAGCGAGGAGAGUGAGGAGAAAAACUCAGGCCUUAUUCUCGAGCCCCUGGUGAGGAACACCAAGGACCUUCAAUAAUGAUCCUUUUAUGACUUCUUUUCUGAGACUGUUACAAAGUUGAAACUAUCUUGCGUUAUAGAAUAGGCUCUUUGCACAUUUCUGCAGCUGUGUGGUUACACUAAUCUCAUCUCUUUAAUUGGGCAUUUGCCAAUAUGCUUGGCCAACAGACCUGCAGCCCUUUUAUUUGGAGCAAAAACAGAAAACAGAAAUGAUGGAAUUCCAGUCCGGUUUUUCCGCCCUCACCAACGUGACUUUCGGGCCCCAACUAAUUGAAGCCGGCUGAGAUUCAAAACCAUGUAUGGUCAGGCUGAAUUUAACAAGUUUAUUGAUUGAUCGACUUGGGUGCAACCAACCUGCCAGAUCUUACAUGCAAUUAUUUCUAUUAACUGGUAUAUAUAUAUAUAUAUAUAUAU
This is a messenger RNA of Rana temporaria (common frog), 1611 nucleotides long. It is a transcript of the gene NMNAT1, whose product is annotated as nicotinamide nucleotide adenylyltransferase 1. The transcript is spliced from 6 exons. Gene Ontology annotation, molecular function: nicotinate-nucleotide adenylyltransferase activity; nicotinamide-nucleotide adenylyltransferase activity. Bases 122 to 1216 code for a protein of 364 amino acids. NCBI's taxonomy places the organism in Eukaryota, Metazoa, Chordata, Amphibia, Anura, Ranidae. The record is from RefSeq and is a predicted model, not a curated record. Gene Ontology annotation, biological process: NAD+ biosynthetic process.